AUGAAUCAACAACUUUUAAUCAAAAUUGCUUGCUGUAAUUCUAUUAUUACUUGCAUUUUUUGCAUUAUAAGUACAUGCACAAAUAGUUGGUUGUAUACAACGGAAGUUUUGAAAUAUUACGUACAUCCAAAUGAUACAAUUGCAAAUGGAAGCGAAGAUAUUUUAGAUCAAACUGUUUAUUUUAAAAAUGCAACGCUUGGCCCAUGGCUUUUUUGUUGGCUUGAUCCUACAACCGAUUUUCAUUGCACAAAAGUAAAUUAUUUUACAACAGAUGAGCCAUAUGAUGUUACUACAUCUGUCGAAUUCUCAGUACAUCGUGCAUUCAUCUUUAUGAUUUCUGGUGCUUUACUAAUUAUUUUGGGUUCAAUUAAUGCAUUAAUGUGUUUGUUUCAAAAAUGGCCAUAUCAUUCACUUAUGUAUUGUUCCGUAUUGCAUAUUUUCUCAGGGAUGGCAAAUUUUGCAUGCAUAAUUGUUUAUAUGGCUGCUGUCUCCAAAGAAGUGGGAAAUAAAAUUUAUGCUGCCUCAAAAAUUGAUGAUCCAUUGUUUCAUUACUCAUAUGGUUACUCCUUUAUUAUGCUUAAAGUUACAUUUUUGGGAAAUGAAUUUGCUGCAUUAUUUUCAUUAGUUGCUUAUAUGGCUAAACGUGAUGAACGUAUGUUUAACAAAUAUCACAUAAGAUCUUUGAUAGCUAAAAUGGAUGAAACACAUUUCAUGAGAAAAUGUCAUUGUCGGUAUCACAUGAGACAUUACCGAUCAAUCAUGCACUAUCAAAAUAUCUGA
This is a messenger RNA of Brugia malayi, 780 nucleotides long. RefSeq lists its product as uncharacterized. Gene Ontology annotation, molecular function: voltage-gated calcium channel activity; channel regulator activity. The coding region runs from base 1 to 780 and encodes 259 amino acids. NCBI's taxonomy places the organism in Eukaryota, Metazoa, Nematoda, Chromadorea, Rhabditida, Onchocercidae. Gene Ontology annotation, biological process: positive regulation of synaptic transmission, glutamatergic; regulation of AMPA receptor activity; transmission of nerve impulse. The record is from RefSeq and is a predicted model, not a curated record. Gene Ontology annotation, cellular component: AMPA glutamate receptor complex; postsynaptic density membrane. The transcript has 7 exons.